Messenger RNA from Nannospalax galili (Upper Galilee mountains blind mole rat), 636 nucleotides. RefSeq lists its product as uncharacterized. NCBI's taxonomy places the organism in Eukaryota, Metazoa, Chordata, Mammalia, Rodentia, Spalacidae. The coding region runs from base 1 to 636 and encodes 211 amino acids. The record is from RefSeq and is a predicted model, not a curated record. The transcript has a single exon.
AUGCUGAUUGACAGCCCGACUUCGUGGCCGGGACAGUCUCCUGCUCCUGAUCCGCCAGGAGGGAGAGGGGAGGGGCGGGAUUUCCUGCGGGAGGCGCCGAGCCGGCCUCGGAAAGGAGGAGAAAGGGCUUGGGGGGGGGGUGUCCGUGGGAGCCUCCGUCCAGAGUACCGGGGACCGGGCAAGGCCAGCCGGACCCCCGGCGGGGCGGCAGGGAGAGGUGAGCCUGCGACGCCUGAGCCGGGGGGUCAGCACCCCGGGAACGGACGCAAACUAACUUUUCUUGUGCGAUCGGCGGGAGCCUCCAUCUCCCCGCUCCUUCCGUUUUCCUCGAGCCCCCUUUUCUUCGCACUCUGGCACCUAUCCCCGCGACUCCCGGCCCUCCGGGUCCCCGGCGCCGCUUUGUUCCCAGGGUCUGCCCGGGCUGGGCUGGGGGAGUUGCGCGGCGCUGGAGGGGCAUUCCGAGGGGCGGGGGAGCCCGCCGACCCCCAGGCACUGCCAGGAGCACCCUCCCCCAGUGCGGGGCUUCGAGGGGGAGUGCCCUCGGGCUUGGGCUUGCGACUUCUGGGGAACGUGGAGCUCCCCGCCUGGGCCCCAGGCCUGCGCGGGUCUCAUGCCACAAGACUGGCAACCAGUUAA